Messenger RNA from Stegastes partitus (bicolor damselfish), 2004 nucleotides. RefSeq names its product apoptosis regulator BAX. Gene Ontology annotation, biological process: intrinsic apoptotic signaling pathway in response to DNA damage; release of cytochrome c from mitochondria; mitochondrial fusion. The record is from RefSeq and is a predicted model, not a curated record. NCBI's taxonomy places the organism in Eukaryota, Metazoa, Chordata, Actinopteri, Pomacentridae. Gene Ontology annotation, molecular function: BH domain binding; channel activity. Bases 31 to 609 code for a protein of 192 amino acids. Gene Ontology annotation, cellular component: mitochondrial outer membrane. The transcript has 6 exons.
GAAGUCCAAACGAUCUAAACAGAAAACAAGAUGGCAUCACACCCGGGAGGAGGCGACCAAGGAAAUGGCAAAGAUCAGCUACUGGAAGUAGGAAAUGUUUUGUUACAGGACUUCAUCUAUGAGCGGGUUCGGCGACAUGGAGACAGCAAUACUGUAGUGACAAGAGCACAGCUGGGUGGAGGAGAGCUGUGUGACCCAAAACACAAGAAGCUUGGUCAGUGCCUGCAGCAGAUUGGAGAUGAGCUGGAUGGAAAUGUCGAGCUCCAAAGGAUGAUCAAUGACUCUUCACUCAGUCCCACAAAAGAUGUGUUUUUGAAAGUUGCUAUUGAGAUCUUUUCGGAUGGAAAAUUCAACUGGGGCAGAGUGGUUGCACUGUUCUACUUUGCCUGUCGACUCGUCAUUAAGGCUCUCUUAACCCAAGUUCCUGAUAUCAUCAGAACCAUUAUUUCGUGGACCAUGGACUACCUCCGGGAACAUGUGAUCAACUGGAUCAGGGAGCAGGGUGGCUGGGAGGGUAUUCGUUCCCACUUCGGCACCCCCACAUGGCAGACGGUGGGAGUUUUCUUGGCAGGCGUUCUCACCACUGUUCUAGUCAUUCGCAAGAUGUGAGGGGUGUGUGAAGAGCUGACAGAAGAAGGAUGGAAAGAACUAUGACUGAGGGAAAUGGGAACAGGAACUGAAGCAUAAAGAAAACGUCUGAAGGGCAACAGCAAAAACUUAUGGCAGAGUGAAUAGGUUGAACAGGAAGAACUUGUAGCGGGAGAACCACUUCAUUUCUGCCUCCCAUUCAUGUGGAAGGAUUCGGAGUCGGACUGGAAGCGCUGUCGUACCUAUGAUCCCUGUGCCACUGAGGAGCUGUGCAUGAUUACGUGCACAAAAUGGGAGGGUGGAGAAGUUGUCAGACCUGAGCAAGGAAUGCAUUUUAAGUAAUUUAUUUUUUACUUGGUACAGAUUUAAGAAGAAGUCACUGCAUUCUGUUUUUUUUUUUUUUUGUUUUCUGCCCUAAAAUAUAUAUUGACAGAAAUGUUUUGAUUAAAAUAAGAAGUUCCUCUGUGUUAUUUUAGUUGUAGUUCUGUUCUUUUCCACUCAACUUGCUUUUCUGAUCUUCCCAUCCUCUCCAUCCAUUUCACGAUGGUGUCUGUAUGCUAGCAAAUCCAUAAUCAAAUGUAUUUGUGAGUGUUCACUGGUGUAAAUCUACAAUGAUCUGUGGGCAAUAAGGGUGUUCGAUGGUGGUCUCGUCCUAUCAAGUUAAAGAGAUGUUUUGGCAAACAGUGAAAACAAACAAGAUAAUGAGGUUUAUAAAGAGAACUUUAAAACUCCUGUUGUGAAAUAUGGUAUUUAAACAAUCCCAAUUAAUCCUCCCCUCCUGUAAAUGAACAGCUCAGCUUUAUUUCAAAGAAUAGUAACAGUGCCACACCAGGGACUUGUGUACAAAGUUAUGUUUACAUGUAACAUGAUCAUCUCAUGAUCUAGAGGUCAUAUGAUCUCAGCAAAAAUGCGACAGACUGAAAAUAUAAAUUGUGUAACUCUCAAUCAUAUGCCAUUUUGUGGCAUUUUGGCCAACCUUGUGAUCGUAACGUGGUUCCCAAUAAGAUCAAUUUUUCCUCUUAUUUUUUCUUGUGUUGUUGAACGGAGCUGCAGGUCAUGAACUGACCUUGCCUUUGGUCUAUGGUAGAAGCAGGGCUGCAGACACAGCAAGCUAUGGAUUGCUCACAGACACUUACCUCACUUUACACAUACUCAAAGUACUGUAUUUUUACGUGAGUUAUUCAGACUGCAACCUUAUCUACACAGCAAAAGGCUUUUUAUACAUUUUUCUUGUUUGUCAGUGCCUUGGUGGGUUUUUUUUUUUUUACACAAUGAAAUCACUUUGAUAUUCUGGAGUUUUCACCUUUUCUAUCAUAUUUGUAAAGCUGAAAUUUGCUUCAAGUCUCCUGGAAAAUCUUUUUUGCAGUGACCUUGGAUGUUGUAAUAUGAAAAAUAAAUCUUUUAAUUCUUUCUGUA